UAUUUUUUAGCAAAACUCCAUCCACUGUCUUAUGUUUCAUCAAUGGAGCACUUGUAUUUAUACUCAUGCUCCUAAAAAGAACAUUAUUAACGUAAGAACAAAGAAAAGAAAAAAGGCCAUCAAGUGCAAAACACGAACUCAAAGAGCAGCAAAAAUGGACGAACUAAAGCCAAGCCCGGUGAACUCGACUCCCCUCACACCAAUAGCUUUCUUGGAAAGAGCAGCUAUUGCAUACGCUGAUUGCCCAUCCAUCAUCUACAACGACACCACUUAUACGUGGUCUCAAACUAACCGUAGAUGUCUCCAAGUAGCAUCAUCUCUAUCAUCCUACGGCAUCGAGACUGGCCACGUGGUCUCCGUUCUGGCCCCCAACGUCCCUGCCACGUAUGAGCUUCAGUUUGCCGUGCCCAUGGCUGGUGCCAUCCUCCAUAACAUCAACACACGUCUUGACGCACGAAAUGUUUGCAUACUCCUGCGUCACAGCGAGUCAAAGCUCGUUUUCGUUGAUUACCUCUCACGUGAGCUCAUCCUUGAAGCCGUAUCUUUGUUUCCUACAGACACAAAACGCCCUACACUGGUCCUCAUCACUGAUGACGCGGGCGCUGAUGCAGACCAAUCAUCAUCUGCAUCACUGACCGAUCAUUUUAACUGCUCUUAUGAUUACAUGGUGGAGAAAGGUGAUCCUGGGUUCAAGUGGGUCCAGCCACAAAGUGAGUGGGACCCAGUCGUCCUAAACUACACGUCAGGGACUACCUCGUCUCCGAAAGGCGUGGUCCAAUCCCAUAGAGGUAUUUUCAUAGUGUCCGCUGCAGCGUUGAUUGAUUGGGGAGUUCCAAAACAACCCGUUUACUUGUGGGCGUUACCAAUCUUUCAUUCUAGAAGACUGAACUAA
Molecule: messenger RNA, 892 nt
Organism: Populus trichocarpa (black cottonwood)
Lineage: Eukaryota; Viridiplantae; Streptophyta; Magnoliopsida; Malpighiales; Salicaceae
Product: 2-methylpropanoate--CoA ligase CCL4
Exons: 1
Coding region: 32-892 (286 amino acids)
Source: RefSeq, a predicted model, not a curated record